Molecule: messenger RNA, 10734 nt
Organism: Pecten maximus
Lineage: Eukaryota; Metazoa; Mollusca; Bivalvia; Pectinida; Pectinidae
Product: disheveled-associated activator of morphogenesis 1-like
Exons: 28
Coding region: 215-3409 (1064 amino acids)
Biological process (GO): actin cytoskeleton organization
Molecular function (GO): small GTPase binding; actin binding
Source: RefSeq, a predicted model, not a curated record
AGUGACAGACGGCAAGAAAUAUUGGGUACAGGUGCUUCUUUCUUUCAGUCUACUCGGAUUUUAAAAUGAUGUUUCACACCGGUUUUUCCCCAAGUGAAGUAUAAUUGCCGUAAAUUAUCGAUUACAGAUGGUUUUACAUACAUAUAUGAUUGAAAGGAUACAUACAAAGACAGAUACUGAACGGUGAGAAAGUUGUGAACUAGAUACCACAGAUAUGCCAGGAAAGCAAAAGUCCUUCUGUUGGUGUUUUGGAGGACGGCCUCCAGAAAUCACAUAUGGGAUAGAAAAUGGUGCACCCCUCAAGGCCAUGGCCGUGGAUGUACCCAUGCCAACCGACGAGGAUGAACUCAAUGCAAAAUUUGACGAAAUAGUUGCCGAGUUAGAUGUUGACAAACCACACAGGGAUGCCUUGUACAGCUUACCCCCAGAGAAGAAAUGGCAGCUCUACUGUAGUAGAGUACAGGACAGAGAUAAUAUGUCAGCAGACAGUUAUGUGGACAAAAUCAAGGCAUUAUCUCCGAAUCAUAUGAGCUUUGAUAUGGAGGAGGAAGAUGCCCGACACAAACAGAUGGACAACCUGAAAACUGCUCUCCGUACCCAGCCAAUGAGUUUUGUGACUCGAUUUAUCGAGUUGGAUGGUCUGCAGAGUCUUCUGAACUUCCUGGAGAAAAUGAAUUAUGAAACAAUGCAGGGCAGCACCCAUACUGCUGCUAUUGGCUGCAUCAAGGCACUCAUGAACAACUCGCAAGGGCGAGCGCAUGUGUUGGCCCAUCCCAACUGUAUCAAUAUCAUCGCCCAGAGCCUGUCCACAGAGAACAUCAGGACCAAGGUGGCAGUACUGGAGAUCUGUGGUGCUGUCUGCCUUGUACCUGGUGGCCAUAAAAAGGUUCUGGAAGCAAUGCUUCACUUCCAGAAAUUCUCAGCAGAACGCACCAGGUUUCAGACCUUGGUAAAUGACCUUGACCGCAGUACAGGUGUUUAUAAAGAGGAAGUGAGUCUGAAAACGGCCAUCAUGUCAUUCAUCAAUGCUGCACUGCGAUAUGGAUCAGGACAGGAUCACCUUGAGUUUCGUUUACACCUACGUUAUGAGUUCCUGAUGUUGGGAAUCCAACCAAUUAUAGAUAAGCUGAGAAAACAUGACAAUGCCACAUUAGACAGACAUUUAGAUUUCUUUGAAAUGAUGAGAAGUGAAGAUGAAAAACAAAUGGCAAAGAAAUUUGAAAAUGUACACGUGGACACAAAGAGUGCCUAUGGAAUGUUUGAUGUGCUGAGGAAGAAGUUGACCAUGUCAACAGCAUACUCUCACUUCAUGUCUCUACUGCAGCAUCUCCUCUUAUUCCCCUUUGGCAAUGAUGCUAAUGUGGUGGCGGUAUGGCAGAUUGUUGAUAGGAUUGUCCAGCAGGUCGCACUACAGCAGAAAAGUGGACAGGACCCAGACUGCACAGUCGUGGAAAUGAAUGUCAAGGGACUUAUUCGACAGAUGAGUAGCGAGUAUGAUAUAAAGACUUGGCAGCAAAAGAUACGUGAUUUGGAGAAAACGACAGACGACCUUCAGAACAAGGUCACCAAGAAGGAGCGGGAAUGUGAAAUCAAAGCAGAGGAAAAGGAUGAAUUGUCAUCCACAGUGACGAGAAUGAAGAACAAGUUGGAGAAGGAAAUGCAAGCACAGCAGGAAAUGAAACAGACGAUAGCAGAAUACUCUGCUCAAAUAGAGGCUUUGAGGAACCAGCUAUCUGCUGAGCGGGGUGAGAGACAGAAACUGACACAUCUUGUGAAGACAGGCAGUCUUCCAGAUGAUGCAAAGGUGGGGUUGUCAACCGCAGCCAUCAUGGACAUAGGCACUAACGGAAUAUUACCUGAUAUUAGUUCUAUUGGGGCCAAGCCUGCUGGUCCUCCUCCUCCACCCCCUCCUGGCCCUCCUCCACCACCACCACCCUCUGCUCCAGGUGCACCACCCCCACCUCCCCCAGGUGGUGGAUUCUCCAGCAAGCCAUCAGGACCUAAGCCUAAAAACCCAAUGAAGUCAUUUAACUGGACCAAGAUACCUGAUAUGAAACUAACAGGAACAGUCUGGUCUCAUCUGGACACAAAAAAGACAUUGAAGAUCUUGGACCUGGAAGACUUUGAACACAAGUUUUCAGCAUACCAGAAGAAACAGAAUGAGGAUGGUGAGGACACAAACUCGACCAAUAAGGCCAAGGCCAAGGAGCUAUGUGUGAUUGACGGGCGCCGGGCUCAGAACUGUACCAUAUUGUUAUCUAAGCUUAAACUGACCAAUGACGAGGUGAUGAAGGCCAUUUUAUCUGUGGACUCUCAGGAGGACCUCCCCAGGGACAUGGUGGAACAGUUACUGAAGUUCAUUCCUACAACAGAGGAGGUCCAGUUACUAGCAGAACAUUCCAGGGAGGUUGAGCAAUUGGCACGGGCAGACCGGUUCCUGUUCGAGGCCACCAGGAUAUCCCAUUAUGAACAAAGACUUAAUGCAUUGUACUUCAAGAAAAAAUUCCAGGAAAGAAUGGGCGAUAUAAGGCCAAAGAUAAGUGCUGUUGUAAAGUCCUCACAAGACCUUCCAACAAAUAAAAAGUUUAAACAGUUAUUGGAGAUAGUUUUGGUCUUCGGAAAUUUUAUGAACCGAGGACAAAGAGGAAAUGCAGGAGGAUUCAGACUAGAAAGUCUGAACAAGAUGUUGGACACAAAAUCAAGUGUUAAUAGGAACAUAACACUUCUCCACUACAUGGUGGAAGUUGUAGAGAAACAGUUCCCUGCCUUAUUGAAGUUGGAAGAUGAAAUGAGCUGUGUAAAGCUUGCUGCUAAAGUGAAUUUAACAGAGCUGGAUAAGGAUAUUGCUGUUAUAAAAGCUGGCCUAGAAGAAAUAGAAAAAGAACUGAAAUUUUUCCGAAACCAGCCUUCUCAGGAUAAACGUGACAAAUUUGUGAAUGUAAUGAAUGAUUUCAUUUCUGUGGCAUCAUAUAAUUUCUCAGAAGUGGAAGAACACCGAGAUGAAAUGCUUCAAAAGUUUAGUAAAUCCUUGAAGCAAUUCUGCGAGCAGGAUGCCUUUGACAGCAAACCCGAUGAGUUUUUCAGCAUUAUAGAUUCAUUCCUUACUUCUCUAACUGAAGCAAAGAUAGAGAAUGAACGGAUAAAAAAACAGAAAGAGGAAGAGGAGAAAAAAGCUCUUUUUGAGGAAUCCAUUAAGAAAGAGCGUGAGAGACUGAGGAGCAGAAGAGCUGACAGUCCCAUCAGAAACGGUGUAGAGGCUAAAAAAUCUAACAAAGGUGAAUUCGAUGAGCUUAUCUCUGCACUAAGGACAGGUGAUGUGUUUGGGGAUGAAUUCAAAGCCAGGCGCAUUAGGAAGAAACAAACACCAAACAAAGAUGAUACAAGGGAGAGAACUGGUCCAGUUUCCUAACAAUUUGUUAAAAUAAAGGGAGACAACUGGCACAGGCUUGGCUGUUAACACGAGUGAGGCACAUAAUUGAGUGUCAGUUCAAAUUAAAAGAGAGAUGUUUGAUAAUCUAAUAGAAGAAAAAGAGAAAUGGUGUUGCAGGACUUAAGAAGCUGAUAUCACAAAAGAAGCAGAUCCUGCAUGAUCCAAUGAAGUGUCAUGUGUCAGAAUCAACAUUAAUCUUUAAUGGUAUAGGUGCCUCUAUAUCACAACCUAGACAGAUUAAGUUGGGUAAAAACAACCAUGAUAAGAACAUAUUAGAGGUAAAAAAUCUCUCAAGAGCAAUUGGGGAAGAUUUAUCUCAUUGAUAGUGGAAAAGUGUUUGAUCUGGAAGACUUGGGUUUUUUUUUACAAUGUAAGUGUAUGAACUGUUCAUAGGAGGCAUGAAACUUAGCAUUUAUUAAUAAUGGAAGUGUAGGAUCUUUUUGAGGUCGGCAAAGACUUAACUUAUAUUUAAGUUUCUUUCUCCUUACUGUGAUUAACACAGAUUGUCAUUCCCGCAGUAGGAUUUUCAUGUUUUAAUGGGAAUUUCUUUUCACUGCAAUAUUGAAUUAAAUUCCAAUUACAUCAGUAACACUGUACAAUAGUAAGGUUUAGGAUCAUGUGGAAGUGACACUUUGUACCAAGAUAAAAUGUUAGGGCUUAAACACACACAAACUGAAGUGAAAGUUGAUAUCAUAAUCAAAACGGUUCAUAGUUCGGUGAACAAUGUUGUUAAAGUACAAUGAACUGAUAAAAGGCUGUACAGUAAACUACAACAUCUGAUGGUCUACUCACCAGGAGAACUGAUAAAAGGCAGUACGGUAAACUACAACAUCUGAUGGUCUACUCACCAGGAGAACUGAUAAAAGGCAGUACGGUAAACUACAACAUCUGAUGGUCUACUCACCAGGAGAACUGAUAAAAGGCAGUACAGUAAACUACAACAUCUGAUGGUCUACUCACCAGGAGAACUGAUAAAAGGCAGUACAGUAAACUACAACAUCUGAUGGUCUACUCACCAGGAGAACUGAUAAAAGGCAGUACAGUAAACUACAACAUCUGAUGGUCUACUCACCAGGAGAACUGAUAAAAGGCAGUACAGUAAACUACAACAUCUGAUGGUCUACUCACCAGGAGAACUGAUAAAAGGCAGUACAGUAAACUACAACAUCUGAUGGUCUACUCACCAGGAGAACUGAUAAAAGGCAGUACGGUAAACUACAACAUCUGAUGGUCUACUCACCAGGAGAACUGAUAAAAGGCAGUACGGUAAACUACAACAUCUGAUGGUCUACUCACCAGGAGAACUGAUAAAAGGCAGUACAGUAAACUACAACAUCUGAUGGUCUACUCACCAGGAGAACUGAUAAAAGGCAGUACAGUAAACUACAACAUCUGAUGGUCUACUCACCAGGAGAACUGAUAAAAGGCAGUACAGUAAACUACAACAUCUGAUGGUCUACUCACCAGGAGAACUGAUAAAAGGCAGUACAGUAAACUACAACAUCUGAUGGUCUACUCACCAGGAGAACUGAUAAAAGGCAGUACAGUAAACUACAACAUCUGAUGGUCUACUCACCAGGAGAACUGAUAAAAGGCAGUACAGUAAACUACAACAUCUGAUGGUCUACUCACCAGGAGAACUGAUAAAAGGCAGUACAGUAAACUACAACAUCUGAUGGUCUACUCACCAGGAGAACUGAUAAAAGGCAGUACAGUAAACUACAACAUCUGAUGGUCUACUCACCAGGAGAACUGAUAAAAGGCAGUACAGUAAACUACAACAUCUGAUGGUCUACUCACCAGGAGAACUGAUAAAAGGCAGUACAGUAAACUACAACAUCUGAUGGUCUACUCACCAGGAGAACUGAUAAAAGGCAGUACAGUAAACUACAACAUCUGAUGGUCUACUCACCAGGAGAACUGAUAAAAGGCAGUACAGUAAACUACAACAUCUGAUGGUCUACUCACCAGGAGAACUGAUAAAAGGCAGUACAGUAAACUACAACAUCUGAUGGUCUACUCACCAGGGAGACGGUUUUCUGUAAUCAAUAUUUUCCCUUCUGUCAUCAGUCUUCCUCUUGUCACCUGUCUUUCUGUAUGACAUCAGACGAUGUAAAGACAUUAUAACCUGGCCAAAAACGAAAUAAUAUAUGUCGGUAUACAUCACCUCAUUCCUACCAUUCUGCUGGCACUUACACCAACGUUCCAUCAUUAGAUGUUAUGAAGCUCCAGAUAACCUACAUAAAAGACUUUGUAAUUGGGAAGGAUGUUUUUAUAAUUUAAUUUUCUGAAGACAGUUGAAUUCGUAAUUGUCUCUGACAAAUUAAUACAAAAUAAACUAUUAACAAUAAUCACACAGAUGCAUUUAUCAGGAACAAGUUUUUCUUAAUGGUACAUCUUUCCAGAAUUUAGCAAUUUGUUUUGUGCUAUGGCAAUAUCUUGGUUUGAUGAAGUGUUCACCAAAGACAUCGGAAAGCAGAAGAGAUUCAUAAGCAUAGACAUUUCCUCUCAUCUGAAAUGGGAGUUGCAGUGUCAUAUCACAGGGUGAUGUGAAGUGAAUAACAGUAUAUCAUAGCCAGGUAAUACUACAUGAAUAAGAGAUGUUACUUUUCUAACUUAACUCUGAGAUCACUCACAGUUUUAUUUAUAUUGAUGUAGAAUUUGUUAGAAGCUGGAUCAGAUCUGAUUAGUAUUUUGACUUUGUAAGAAGCUGAUAAUGGUCCCAUAUUGUACAGUGAGAACAGUGUGUGUUAGUGACUAAGAUUACAUUUAUUUCAGCUGAUACAUGUAGCCUUGAUGCCUUGUAUAAACCCUGGUACCACAAUCCUUGUGAGGACCUCCAAAUGAAGUAAGACAGGACACUACAUUCUAAUAGGAUGUUGGCAGUCCAGUGAUAUUUAUUGUACCUAGAGAUGUGUUCAUUUUCUUCCAUUUCUGUCUGGAAAUGAUACAAUUCGUAAACAAAAAGCAAAAUACAUCUGACACUAUGUGUAGUUUCAAUGGUUAUCUUUCUUAUUGAAGAUUCUUUUAUUUCUACUUUGGAAUACUAGUAGCUUAUGUCUUGGUAAAAUGGUCAUAAUGGCUACCACAGUACGUGAAGAAAAUGAUGUCAUCAGCGUCAAAUCAAUUGGCAUUUUCAGCUAAGUGGAUAAAGCGUAGUUGAUUAGUACAGACAAUAUUCGCAUUCCUAAUAUAACCUUGAAGUGUGUUGAUAUACUUGAUUAUGGAUGCAGAAUAAGAAUAGGACAUGACCAAGAGUUAAAUGAUAACAAUGUACUGAAUAAUGUAGUGUUUUUUGUAGGGUUUUCCAGCAAAGAUUGAUUACGUUAUCAUGUUCAGGUAUAUGUGUAGGGAUGGUGUUUUCUGUAAGGGAUUUUGAAAAUAGUUUUUACUGAUACUCAAUUCCCAACACAGACCGUUUCUGCGAAGAAUCUCCUAACAGACUUUUCCUGCUGCAGUUUUCAUAACGAAAAUGGAAGUAGCAGUUUCGGUUAGGUAUUUCUAUCCCAGAUAUGUCCCGAUAUUAUUAUGUAACAGAUGUAGAAAGGGCAGAUUCUUGACCUGGUGUAGUUUUUCUAACAGGUCUAGGAAUAGCAAUUUAUUAAGGUAUUCUCAACUCUGAUAGUUUUCCAAACUAAACUAUAAUCUACCUAUUACAGCGGUUAUAUUUCGUUUGAUGAAAUGUUCCUGUACCAACUGUACCAAAACUGUAAUUGGAACUUUAUAUUUUAUAUUUUAAAGAACGAUAAAUUUGUAGUCCAUGGUGAAGUGAGACAUUUAAUUAAAAUCAGCAUACUUUGUUCAGAGAAGCUAACUACUAUCAUAUUAAGGGCUUACAAUGAGUAAUUUCUUUGAAACAGUAGAUUGUAGGAUUAAUCAUAUAAAAUCUUAAACCAGAUCUAUCAUUGCCCCUCAUCAAAUGUAAAGAAACGAAGAAAAACGAAGUGCAAUUGGGAAUAUUGUUUAAGUUAUUAUUGUUUUUUUUUUCUGUGUGUAUUAUUUUUUUUCGAUGUGUAUUACACUGGUGGAAGCCCAGGUACCUGAGAUGGUACUACAGUGUUAUUCCAGAAUGUCUAUUGAAAUUAUGACUAAUUAAGUUAUCGUAGUAGGUAUAACCCCCUAACCAGUAUUAUCAAACUCUUCCUGUCUGUGCUAUCGUAUACAGGUAGUAGCAUAUCUGUUGUUAAGUUGAUGAAUGUGAUUCUGACAAUGUUUCAGUCAAUAUAUUAAUUAGAAUGUAGUCCCUUAUUAACGUACGGAUGUAGUUUAUAUAUCUAAAACGUGCAAUAACAAUGAUCUUUUCUGAAAAUAUUUUAACAUGUCGUUGGUGUAGUUUGGGGAUAUUGGUAUUUACAGUCAUACUGUAAUGUAUCACAUGUAUUAUGUCACAUCAUAAUUAUUGUUACGUUUAAAAUGUCACGUGAUUCCUCCGCAAGAUUUCCAAAAACAGCUAAUAGAUCAUAAAUGUCCGUUUCAUUCCAGAAGUGGGCAGUGUUCUGAGUAGGCAGAGCUAAUUAUAGUUAACCAGUCGAUAUGAAUGGUUUUUCCAAGACUAGACGUAACUGUUUUGUGGGACGAGUUCGGAGUAAUAACACAUACUUCCUUGUUUUUUUUUAUGACAAUGUCACAUGCCUGUGAAUACAAUCGAUAAUCAAACACAUGUUUACAAAAGAGAAGACGCAUUGGUUCACAAUUGACGUGACAAUAUUUUACUGUAAAACACACUUUUUAUGACUAGAUGUUCAUACAUAUUUACUGUUCAUAUGUUAUAUUUAAAUAUUAUAUGAAAGGCUUCCAGUAACGUGUUUGACAGUGGCUACUUCCUAGAUAUGAUUCUUAUAAAUGUUCAUCACACAUAUUGGUGAUGUUACACAGUUUUGUAGCGUACAGUGUGUGUUCUGUGGUUUAGUGGUGACAAUGUCAUGUGUAGGCUUUAGCCGGUAUAGUGUUGUGAGUGAUGUGUUAUGGUUUUAUUGUGUGACCUUUAUGAAGGUCGAAUGCUAUUGUUACAUAUAUGUCAUUAUUUUUCUCUUCGCCUUGCAAAAUACAUUGCAAGGUUACAAAGAGGGAAUGUAAUAGGGAGUACGGACGUUAGUGUGCAAGAUAUCUAGCUCAAAAGUGAUAUUGCCUAAAAUCUUCAAGAAACUCUUAAAAACCCGUUUAUCUUGUAUUUGUCUUUUUACAGACAUCGUGAACAAUUUACUCUUUUUUUUUUACUGGAGAUGUUAUCUUGGCAUGUUAUACUUUUCAGUAUAAACAGUAGGUUUUUUUUGCAUGAAACACAAUGCACACUCAGAACAAUUAAGUUGAUCAUCCGAGCUGGCUGUAUUCAUUGUCUGUGUGUGUCCGGGUAUAGACUAAAAUUAUUAUUAUUUGUGCCGCGAGAUAGUGCUGAUAUGACUGAUUCAGAUUGUUUGUUGUUUUGUUUUGUUGUCGGCUAACACAUGUUAGGGUUUCUCUGUACAAUGUAAAUACAAGGUGUAACUUCAUUUCAUGGAAUAUAAAAUCAUAUUAUUUUUUCCCAAUCCUUACGCAGCCGAUACUAUUCUAUGUAUUUUUAUAUACGUCAUAUUUGUCAUUCAUUACGAUUUAUCGUUAUUUUCAUAUUUUAGAAUACCUAUACUUUAAAUGAUCAAAAUGUUAAAAACUAAGACUACAAUGAUAAUAUUACAAUUCGUAUUAUAUUACUUUAUACAUGCAUUACAUACCUCUUUUAGACGGGGAUGAGAGACCGUGAUGUACGCAUAUCCAACGAGAAAUACACAAUUUCAAAUAACUAUUCUUAAAAUCUAAUCUAUGUUCCGAAAAUUAGGGAAGACGUCUACCGUCUCAAAAUUCGCCAUCAUGUAAAUUAUUCUCCAAAAAGUGUAAAGGAAGAUUAACUGAUUGUCCAGAUUUUGAAAUUCUUUUUUAAGUUACUUUUAUUUUCCGAUUUUUCACUUUCAAAAUAUUCAUUUUCAUCAGUCAAAUAAACCAAGAAAGCAGAGAGAAACGCGACCAAAUUGAUAUUAUUUUUAAAUUAAGAGACCAACGUCUACAAUCAAAUAUCAUAUUCAUACUGUUUUUGGACAUCGUUUUAUCUUAUUUUGAUCAAUCUUUGAUUAUUAUUUCAUAUUCUGUAAUCGAAUAUUUUCCAGUAAUUAAAAUUUCAAAAACAGUACACAUUAAAACAUUCCACUUGAAUAUUGUGGAUGAAUGAAGUGAUUGAGGAAGUACUAUGUUUAGAGUAGAUUAUGUAAAGUUACGUCGCAGUGUUUGUGUGAUUUGUUUGUAUCAGUACGUAAAGGAUAACAUGUAACGGUAAGAGAGUCGUAUAACAAACAGGUCCAUACUACAAACAGGUCCAUACUAUUGUAUUACAAACAGGUCCAUACUACAAACAGGUCCAUACUAUUGUAUUACAAACAGGUCCAUACUACAAACAGGUCCAUACUAUCGUAUUACAAACAGGUCCAUACUAUCGUAUUACAAACAGGUCCAUACUACAAACAGGUCCAUACUAUUGUAUUACAAACAGGGCCAUACUAUUGUAUUAAAAACAGGUCCAUACUAUCGUAUUACAAACAGGUCCAUACUAUUGUAUUACAAACAGGUCCAUACUAUCGUAUUACAAACAGGUCCAUACUAUUGUAUUACAAACAGGUCCAUACAAUUGUAUUACAAACAGGUCCAUACUAUUGUAUUACAAACAGGUCCAUACAAUUGUAUUACAAACAGGUCCAUACUAUUGUAUUACAAACAGGUCCAUACUAUCGUAUUACAAACAGGUCCAUACUACAAACAGGUCCAUACUAUCGUAUUACAAACAGGUCCAUACAAUUGUAUUACAAACAGGUCCAUACUAUUGUAUUACAAACAGGUCCAUACUAUCGUAUUACAAACAGGUCCAUACUAUCGUAUUACAAACAGGUCCAUACUAUUGUAUUACAAACAUCCAUACUAUCGUAUUACAAACAGGUCCAUACUAUCGUAUUACAAACAGGUCCAUACUAUUGUAUUACAAACAGGUCCAUACUAUCGUAUUACAAACAGGUCCAUACUACAAACAGGUCCAUACUAUCGUAUUACAAACAUCCAUACUAUCGUAUUACAAACAGGUCCAUACUAUCGUAUUACAAACAGGUCCAUACUAUUGUAUUACAAACAUCCAUACUAUCGUAUUACAAACAGGUCCAUACUAUCGUAUUACAAACAGGUCCAUACUAUUGUAUUACAAACAGGUCUAUACUAUCGUAUUACAAACAGGUCCAUACUAUCGUAUUACAAACAGGUCCAUACUAUCGUAUUACAAACAGGUCCGUACU